Messenger RNA from Nerophis ophidion (straightnose pipefish), 5882 nucleotides. RefSeq names its product zinc finger protein 423 (gene znf423). Gene Ontology annotation, molecular function: DNA-binding transcription factor activity, RNA polymerase II-specific; RNA polymerase II transcription regulatory region sequence-specific DNA binding. Gene Ontology annotation, biological process: regulation of transcription by RNA polymerase II. Bases 844 to 5178 code for a protein of 1444 amino acids. The record is from RefSeq and is a predicted model, not a curated record. Gene Ontology annotation, cellular component: nucleus. The transcript is spliced from 22 exons. Lineage: Eukaryota; Metazoa; Chordata; Actinopteri; Syngnathiformes; Syngnathidae.
UGCCUAGCUUCUCCGCCUCAGCCAACCCGGGCUGUGCCGAGCUGCUCCCUGCGGGAUCAGAGCGCUCCCCCGCCGGGACCCUUCUCUCACAUCCCCCUGCUGGGACGCGGCUACAUUUCCAGCCAAGCACUGCCUGCCUUGGCUUUUUUUUUUUUGUAUUAUGUGUGUCUGCACCGCAGCCCCGCCAGCAGAGGCAGGCAGAGGAGGAGGGAGACUGGUAGCCAGAGUCAGGACAAAGAAAAAGCAGGGAGACAGAGGCUAGCGGAGGGUUAGGCUGCUCCGAAUAUUUGCCUCUUAUUCACACCGCGAGACGGACGAGGGGCUUUGGGGAAUAACAACACAAGCGAAGUGGGGCGUGUGGGGGGUGGAGACGCGCCGUGUCCGCCCGGUCUCCACUAGCACAGAACGGACACACACUUAGCACCCGGUCCCCACUAUUACAGAACGGACACACACGUACCCGGUCCCCACUAUUACAGAACGGACACACACUUAGCACCGGGUCCCCACUAGUACAGAACGGACCCACACUUAGCACACCUGGUCUGUAUCCUCGGAUAUUUCCUGGGUGACUUUUAGCCGAGACGACCACAAGUUGUUUAUCCUCCAGGUUGUAUCCACGGUAUUUUUUUUUUACCCACCUUUUUUCCUUUUUUUUUUUUACCACCCUCCGACUCCAGUGCGCGGAGGUGCCGCAUUGCAACAGGCGAGAAGAGGCGAAGAAGCGGCGGCCGAGUGGAGCAGGAGGAAGGAGGGCUUUACUCCGCCUGUGCCCGCCUGCAUGCUCGGCUGAAAGCACGGAGCGGAACAAAAACACUCCGAUAAAAGACGGCAACGGCAGAGAUGUCCAGGCGGAAACAAGCCAAACCUCGCUCCGUUAAAGCGGUGGAAGAAGGGGAAGCUUCAGAGUGUGGCCAGACCUGGGAUGAAUCAACUGUCCAGACAGAAGUCUCGGCAUCGGGCAAAGCGGCCGAGCCCAAAGUUGGCCACGGAGUUGCUGCCGAGGACGGAGACCAGUUGGAGCACGGCGACCGUGAAGACGAGGAGCUGGAUGAUGACUCCAUCUUCACCUGCGACAACUGUCAGCGGGACUUUGACUGUUUGGCCGAGCUCACCGAACACAGAACGAACCACUGUCCAGCAGACGGCGAUGACGAUCCGGCAGGGCUGUCCUGGGUACCGUCCUCGCCCUCCAGUAAAGACGUGGCCUCGCCUUCGCAGAUACCCGACGGCUGCUGCGAUCUGGGCACGGCGACGGGCGGCGAGGAGGAAGGGGGCGCCGGUCUGCCGUACCCGUGUCAGUUCUGUGACAAAUCCUUCAGCCGGCUGAGCUACCUGAAGCGUCACGAGCAGAUACACAGCGACAAGCUGCCUUUCAAGUGCACCUUUUGCAGCCGCCUCUUCAAGCACAAGAGGAGCAGAGACCGCCAUGUCAAACUGCACACAGGGGAUAAGAAGUACAGUUGUCAGGAGUGUGAAGCUGCAUUUUCUCGCUCGGAUCACCUAAAGAUCCAUCUGAAGACACACAGCUCCAGCAAACCGUUUAAGUGCAGCGUGUGCAAACGAGGAUUCUCCUCCACUUCCUCGCUGCAGAGCCACAUGCAGGCUCACCGAAAGAACCGAGAACACCUCGCGCUGAGGAGCGAGAAAGAUGGCGGGAAGAAGGGUGCUGGAGGCGAGGUGGAGCUGGAACAGGACUUGUACAUGUGCGAUUACUGCGAGGAGACCUUCUGCCAGACCGACGAGCUGGAGAAACACGUCCUGACCAGACACCCUCAACUGUCCGACCGUGCCGACUUGCAGUGCAUCCACUGUCCUGAGAUCUUUCUGGACGAGGGCUCGCUCGUCACUCAUAUCGAAACGCAGCAUGCCAACCGCAAACACAAAUGUCCUGUUUGUUCAGAACAAUUCCCCUCUGUGGAGGAUGUCUACUGCCACCUGGACAGCCACCGCCAAGCUGACUCCUCCAAUCACAGCGCCGCCAGCCCCGACCCUGCGCUGGGGAGCGUUGCUUCGAUGAGUUCGGCCACUCCGGACUCCAGCGCCAGCCUGGAGAGAGGAUCCACGCCCGACUCCACCCUCAAGCCCAGCCAGGGCAGCGAACGAGGCCGCAGAAGAGGGAACGACAGCGGGGAGGAAAUCGGGAUAAACCUGGGGAAUCCGGGUGGAGGUGAUUUGCACCACACACAUUCCAGUGGAGGAGGAAGUUGGGGCAAAGUGACAUACUCCUGCCCGUACUGCUCGAAGAGAGAUUUCAACAGCUUGGCUGUGCUGGAGAUCCAUUUAAAGACCAUCCAUGCUGACAAGCCGCAGCAGAGCCAUACAUGUCAGCUCUGCCUGGACACAUUACCCACGCUCUACAAUCUCAACGAACACGUGCGCAAAGCUCACCGUGCCAGCGGAGGAGCCGCCAGCCCGGCAGCGGCGGCCUUUCCGCUCCUGCAGUUCACCAACGUGACAGCGUUCCACUGCAACUACUGUCCGGACAUGUUUGGGGACAUCAACUCGCUGCAAGAACACAUCCGGGUGUCCCACUGUCUGCCUGGUGGGAUUAUGGCGGGCUCCACCACGUUAGAAGGGAACCAUGCCUUCUUCUGCAACCAGUGUUCCAUGGGAUUUCUGACAGAGUCUUCGUUGACGGAACAUAUUCAACAGACACACUGCAUGUCGGCUGCGGGCGGCAGGGCUGCGUCCGGGGGAGCGGUGGCCAAACUGGAGUCCCCGGUGCUGCAGUCCGCAUCCCAAUCUUUCAUGGAGGUUUACUCCUGUCCGUACUGCACCAACUCGCCUAUCUUCGGCUCCCUCCUCAAGCUCACCAAGCACAUCAAGGAGAACCACAAGAACAUUCCGUUGGCGAACAACAAAAGACAAGCGAAGGUGGCAGACCUGAGCCCCGCCUCCUCCGACGUGGAGAUCUCCUCCCCGAAACGCCACAGGCUGGGAGGUGACUCCACCCCCUCCGUAGGCAGCAACGGGGACUACCCCUGCAACCAGUGCGACCUGCGGUUUUCCAGCUUUGAGGGUUUCCAGGCGCACCUGAAGUCGCACCUGGAGAUGCUGCUGAGGCGCCAGUCGUGCCCGCAGUGCAACAAGGAGGACUUCGAAUCCCAGGAGGCGUUGCUGCAACACUUGACCGUGCACUACACCACCACGUCCACUCAGUACGUGUGUGAGAGCUGCGAUAAGCAGUUCUCCUCGGUGGACGACCUGCAGAAACACCUGCUGGACAUGCACACCUUUGUCCUCUACCACUGCACACUCUGCCAGGAAGUCUUUGACUCCAAGGUCUCCAUCCAGGUCCAUCUAGCAGUGAAACACAGCAAUGAGAAGAAGCUGUUUCGUUGCACAGCCUGUGCCUGGGACUUCAGGAAGGAAACAGAACUGCAGCUCCAUGUAAAGCAUAACCACCUGGGCCAGAGGGCAGGCCUCCCUGGAGGGCUUGGAGCAGGUCUCAAGCCCAGGAAGUGCAUCUUCUGCGGAGAGACGUUUGGAACGGAGGUGGAGCUCCAGUGUCACAUCACCACUCACAGCAAGAAGUUCACAUGCCGCUUCUGCGGCAAGACCUUCCACGCCAUCUCGCAGCUGGAGAGACACCUCAGGGAGAAGCACUGCAUCUUCGACGGUGGCAACGCCAGCGGCAACGGCGGCGGCACGGGUAGCAGCAGUAGCCAGAACGGCACACCCAACGGCCUGACGCAGUCGUCCAAACGAGGCGGGAGCGGCGGCGCAGGUGCAAACGCCACAGAGAGAACCACGGUGGCGGCCGCAGAGCAAGCCGACCUCCAGAACAUGUUGCUGAAGAACAGCGUCGGCCAGGCUGGAGACGCAGCCAACAGCCACGAGGCCAGCGGGGGCGAGGAGGAGCUGGACAACUCUGAGCCCAUGUACGCCUGCGACAUUUGUGGCGCGGCGUACACCAUGGAGUCCCUUCUUCAGAACCACCGGCUGCGAGACCACAACAUCCGGCCAGGAGACGAUGACGCGGGUUCACGGAAAAAGAAGGCAGACUUCAUCAAGGGAAACCACAAGUGCAACGUCUGUUCCCGGACUUUCUUCUCUGAGACCGGACUUCGCGAGCACGCUCAGACGCACCGCGGCCCCGCCAAACACUACAUGUGUCCGAUAUGUGGCGAGCGAUUCCCUUCCCUGUUAACCCUCACAGAACACAAGGUGACCCACAGUAAGAGCCUGGACACGGGAACCUGUCGAAUCUGUAAGAUGCCGCUGCACAGCGAGGAGGAGUUUAUAGAACACUGCCAGAUGCACCCUGACCUCAGAAACUCCCUCACGGGCUUCCGCUGCGUAGUCUGCAUGCAGACCGUCACCUCCACCCUGGAGCUCAAGAUCCACGGCACUUUCCACAUGCAGAAACUCUCCACCGGUUCCGCCCUUGGAGGAACCGGUGGGGGACUGGGGAACGCAGCGGGAAACGGCUCGGCAUCUUCCUCCCCCAACGGGCAGCUGCAGCAGCACAAGUUUUAUAAGUGUGCUUUUUGUCUGAAGGAGUUUAAGAACAAAGGGGAGCUGGUGAAGCUGGACGUGAACGGCCUGCCUUAUGGCCUCUGUGCCGGCUGCAUGAGCAGGGGCACUAACGGCCACAGCCCCAACCAAGGAGGGGCUCUCACACCAGGGGACGCCCAGGGGGAGAAGCCUGUGUCCGGGCUGAGGUGUCCUGAGUGUGGGGUGAAGUUCGAAAGCGUGGAGGACCUGGAGAGUCACGUCCAGACCGAUCACCCCGAUGUCAGCCCUGAAAGCUCAGCCGGGAAAAAGGCCGAGGCCUCACCCGCUCCUAAGAAAAAGACCUACCAGUGUAUUAAGUGCCAAAUGACGUUUGAGACCGAGCGGGAGAUCCAGAUUCAUGUUGCAAACCACAUGAUCGAAGAGCCCACCUGUCGGCAAGAGGAGGGCAUCAAUCACGAGUGCAAGCUGUGCAACCAGAUGUUUGAUUCACCUGCCAAGCUGCUCUGCCACCUGAUAGAACACAGCUUCGAAGGCAUGGGAGGUACCUUCAAGUGUCCCGUCUGCUUCACAGUGUUUGUACAAGCCAACAAGCUGCAGCAGCACAUCUUUGCCGUCCACGGUCAAGAGGACAAGAUCUACGACUGUUCUCAGUGUCCUCAGAAGUUCUUCUUUCAGACCGAACUGCAGAACCACACACUGAGUCAGCACGCGCAGUGAGACCCGGGGCCCGGCAGGAUCUCCCGGCUCAGUCGGGGCCCCCGACCCGGCGCCUGGCGGGGGACCUACAUCUCCACAUCACAGCCAAUCAAAGUGUCAUUUGCCACUCACAUGUAAAAGUGUAACGAUCGCACCGCCGGGUGUGGCUAUUAGCGGGGGAGGGGGAAGGUGGGGGGGGGUGCGGAAUAUUAAUAGGAGACGCUAUUAAAUAAAGCGGCGCCGCUGCACGUGACGGCGAGGGGAGAGGACUAAAACAAGGUAUUGUACGUGCAGUAUUUCAACUUUCACACGCAUUCUGUUACCAUGUGGAUUGUUAUUUUUUUAACAGAUAAAAAAAAAAAAAAAAGGUUUUUGGACGAUCCAAAAAAAUGUUCUCUUCCCCGAUAUUAUUUUUCUUCUUUUUCUAUUUCUACCUUUAAGUUCCCGCGUCAGUAGGUACUCGUGCCGUGUUGUGAUGGUCUGCCAGUCGUGACUUUCUUCUCAGUUCUCCUCCUUCCUGUGAUUAUUGUUAUAUAUAUUUCUUCCUUUUUUGUAAUUACUAUAAAAAAAAGACAAAGGAACAAAUUAAAAAGCAAAAAAAAAAAGUUUUCUUUUUUUCUUCCUCUUUUUUUUUUUUUUUUUUCCAGAAUUGGGUUUUCCAGUCUUUAUGGGGCCUAUAAUGAUUAUUGUAAAAAAUGAAAAAAAAUAAAAAAUAAUAUCAGCAA